AUGGGCCCGCCGAAGCAUGCGCCGCUCGUGUUCCCGCGCGACCGGUGGCCCACCAAGUCGUACUUCCCGCCCCGCGGCCUGGCGCGCGCCACGGCCGAGACCCGCGUCCGGUUCGCGGCGCAGCAGGCCAGCCGCAAGCUAGCGCGCGCCCUGGCACAUGCGGACGGGCCCGCCGAUGCGGCCGACUUUGACAUGGGCGUCGUCGACGCCGUGCUGCAGCUGCUCGACCAGGCCCGCACCCGGUGCGUCGACACGCAGACGGCCCUCACGGACAGCGUCGCAGCAUGGCACGUGUGGCUGCGCGAGGCGUCUGCCGCGGUCGCAGAGAUUGGCAAGGAGACUAUGGAGCAGGCGCCCGGCUGUGCCCAGUUUGUCAACACUGUCCUCGCCCCGGAGGAGAUGCAGCGCCGGUCCGACCUCGUUAUCUCCUGCAUCAACCAAGUGUGGCGGAUCGGCGACACGCGCGUGUCGUACAGUCCACCGCCCAUGACACCCGCAGUGCGUGCGGUGCUCGCGCGGUACGGGCCGGGGGACAUGGAGAAGAGCCUCGUGCGGCCCACUGUCGUCAUGGACGUCCACGGCAGUCAGCUGCGGACCGUCUACAUCGGGUGGGACGGCCAGCAAGUCGACAGCAACGAUCCGCGCGUACACGCCCUGAUGGGCGACGCUGCCGGGCCCGAACCGUAG
Cutaneotrichosporon cavernicola is the source of this 687-nucleotide messenger RNA. RefSeq lists its product as uncharacterized. Lineage: Eukaryota; Fungi; Basidiomycota; Tremellomycetes; Trichosporonales; Trichosporonaceae. The transcript has 3 exons. The record is from RefSeq and is a predicted model, not a curated record. The coding region runs from base 1 to 687 and encodes 228 amino acids.